AUGGGUGUGCAUUGUGAAAUUAAUCUUUUCAAACCGACAGACGGAGCGUUUCUGCCAGGAAGUACCGUAAGUGGUGUCAUAAAAUAUGCGGUAGACGAAGAGACAGUUUUCAAUAAGAUAGAUGUUUCUCUAAAAGGCAACGGAAGACUCAUUAUACGUGAUGACUCUAGAAGGAGAAGGCGAAGCGUGUACACUUAUAGAAAUUCAGAAGAAUAUGUGGAUAUAGAGAAUAUUGUACACAAUGACGACAAGGCACCUCCUCUGCCAGCGGGUUCAUAUGAGUUCCCAUUUAGUUUCACACUGCCACAUAGUAUACCGGCUUCGUUGCAUUAUUACAGAAAAACUGUUAAAUACCGAAUAAGAUGUAUAAUCAAUUACUAUAUUUCUAUAAAGUUUCACAGGCCAGGACUCUUCAAGUUUGCCAAAAAGUUUAAGAAAGAGAUUACCGUUGUUCCUGCUAUCAAAGCCAGGCUUCCGAUGGAACCAACCAUAUACGGAGAACAGAAGAAACUAUUCCAACUCUUUUCACGUAAACCGAACAUCGUGAACAUAAAAGCAAACAUAGAAUGUUGCGUGAUCAAACGCGGCGGGCAUGUCAAUAUGAAUUACGAAAUUUUCAACCACACAGAUUUGAAUAUAAAAGGUGUGGAGACGAAACUGGUUGAGAUAUACACGUUCACAACUAAAGGACAUAGGAAGGUAAAAAUGUAUAGAGAUAUAGAGAAUACGGAUACAAAAACUGGUACAAUUAGCAGUGGUGUAUCGCAGAAUAUGGAUGUUACUAUAAAUGUGCCGUCUGAUCUUGGGUCACUGGAAUAUUCCAAUUUAGUAUCGAGAGAUUAUUUUGUUUAUAUAACAGCUAUUAUUCCGUUUCCUCAUUUCAAUGCUGUGUUAGAAGUGCCUCUCCAGAUUGGCGAUACCAACGACCCCAGUUUUGAGACUGUUGAUGACCCACCACCGUCUUAUUGGGAAGUAAUGGCGGAAGAUGAGAAGAAAGGUGAUGGUUUGAAAGAGGACGGUGAUAAUGAAGAUUCCGAAAACGAUGAAAUCUCUUGA
Molecule: messenger RNA, 1056 nt
Organism: Diatraea saccharalis (sugarcane borer)
Lineage: Eukaryota; Metazoa; Arthropoda; Insecta; Lepidoptera; Crambidae
Source: the annotation of a GenBank genome assembly